This is a messenger RNA of Pistacia vera, 504 nucleotides long. RefSeq lists its product as uncharacterized. Lineage: Eukaryota; Viridiplantae; Streptophyta; Magnoliopsida; Sapindales; Anacardiaceae. The transcript is spliced from 3 exons. Bases 139 to 504 code for a protein of 121 amino acids. The record is from RefSeq and is a predicted model, not a curated record.
AUGCUACAAGCUAUAACAUAUUUGACAUCUGUUAGUUUUCGACUUUUCCUUUACCGACCCCCACCGACACACUUUAUAUCACUGAGUAAACAGAAGAUUACAAAUAAUGAAGAGACCUGAUUCAUAGCUUCAGUGAAAAUGGUGAUGGAUUUGCAGUGGUUCAACUUUGCUCCAAAUGGCCAGGUCCAAACCUUCGUAGAUUCCUUCAUCAAUCGAACACUUCUUUUCCAUUUUUGGGACGGGGAUAUUGGGGAAACAAUUAUUCUUAUGUUACUGAAGGGAUGCAAAUUAGUUUGGACUGUGCAGCACGAAAUAUUGUUACUGAGGCAUUGUAACUCAAAUUCAGCCGUUUCUAGAAAAUAUGUUUUGAGUUUUUUUAACUCAAGAGGAGCAGCCAACUUGAACUUCUGUACCAAGUGUUUUGAGGAUCGUCUUGUGGAGGAACAAGCUGCCAUAGCAAAAGCAAAAAUGGAGGACUCUUUCAAUUCAAAGUCAACAAAGUAA